Messenger RNA from Penaeus chinensis, 2402 nucleotides. Its product is annotated as glucose dehydrogenase [FAD, quinone]-like. The transcript is spliced from 13 exons. NCBI's taxonomy places the organism in Eukaryota, Metazoa, Arthropoda, Malacostraca, Decapoda, Penaeidae. Gene Ontology annotation, molecular function: oxidoreductase activity, acting on CH-OH group of donors; flavin adenine dinucleotide binding. The record is from RefSeq and is a predicted model, not a curated record. The coding region runs from base 322 to 2247 and encodes 641 amino acids.
UCAUCAAGCAACACAAUUAUUGGGUGCCUUGCAAUCACCCUCCUCAUCAGUGGCAAAGCCUCAUACUUCAGUGUCGACAGAUAUCAGAAGUGGAUAUUUCUAUAGCAACAAACAAUUACCACACUAGGAAACCUUUCCGUUUCUCGUAAAGUGAAAAAAAAGAGAGAGAAAAGAAACUGAACGAAAGAAAGAUAUAUCAGAAUGACAGAAACAAAAUAGCAAUAAAAAUAACAGAAAAGAAAAAUCACAGUAACAACGAAAAAGGAAAAUAAUAACCAUAAUAAUAGCAACAAACGUAGCAGAAAAGAAAAAUUAUGCAAGAUGAUCAACCGAUUCAACUUCGUCCCAACUGCGAUGACGAUGGCGACACUGCUGCCGAUGCUGCGCCUCCUCCUGUCGGGCAUCCUGCAGGAGACGCAGCAGGCGAGGCGGGACUUCGAGCCCCCAAGGCAUCUCGCCAGAUAUUAUGACUUCAUUGUGGUGGGCUCGGGCUCCGGCGGCAGCGUCACAGCCUCGCGUCUCUCGGAGGUGCCGGAGUGGAAAGUGCUGGUGCUGGAGGCCGGGGGGCUCCCGCCGCAGGAGAGCUACGUGCCGGGGCUGGUCGGCCUCGGCUACUUCCGCGGGAAUAACAACUGGGAUUACGUCACGGAACCCCAGCGACACGGCCUCAAGAACUUCGUCGAGAGGCGCGGUACGAUCCCGCACGCGCGUGUGCUGGGGGGCUCCACCACCACCAACGGCAUGCUGUACGUCCGGGGGAACCGCCUGGACUUCGACCACUGGGCCGACUUUGGCAACCCUGGCUGGGACUACGACUCGGUCCUCUACUACUUCAAAAAGGCCGAGGACUACCGAGGCAUUCCCACCAACGAGACAGAACAAUACCACGGCCGCGGUGGCCCUCUGGUUGUUACCCCUGAACCCAAAACGGGAAAACUUGCACAGGCGUUCCUCUACGCCGGAAUGGAACUUGGGUUUCAUGUCGUCGACCCGAACGGGCGGGAGCAGAUAGGAUUCGCUAAGCCGGAAUAUACCAUCUGCGGCGGCCUCCGGUGUUCCGUCGCCCAGGCCUACCUCCGUCCCGCCCUGCGUCGCAACCCGAAUCUACACGUUCUCUACGACGCCUUCGUCUACAGGCUUGCCAAAUAUAACAAAAUACAAAAUCCAUGUAUGGAAAUUACAUAUAAUACAAAUAAAAUAUUACAGGUCUUAUUCAACAAGCAUAAAAGAGCUAUUGGUGUGCAGUACGCUUACAGAGGAAGAAUUCACACAGCUUAUGCCAAAAAGGAAGUUAUAAUCUCAGCUGGUGCCCUGGCGUCCCCCAAACUCUUAAUGCUGUCUGGAGUCGGUCCUUCGCCGCAUCUGAAACACCACAAGCUGAAGGUGGUGGCUGACGUACCAGGUGUGGGCCAGAACCUCCAAGAUCACCUCGGUGUCUACGGCCUCACCUGGACCAUCAUGCCCAACAGCGUCGACACCUUGAACAACGUCGCGUCUCUGGAGUCCGUGCAGAGAUAUGUGCAUUAUAGAAAAGGAACAUUCUCGGCACCUCUCGGGGACUACGGAAGUGCGUGGGCCAAGGUCACGAAAGACGGCGAUCCUUCGUUCCCGGAUGUGCAGCUUUAUCUCUCGCCCGCAGCUUUUAAUAUGGACAUGGGCCUUUUCUUGCCGCAUAUAUAUGGAUUUGAUAGGAAUAAAUACAGUGAUUACGCAAGUCCUCUCUUCGGCCGCGACGGAUUCACAAUGAACCUUUACCUCUUGAGACCCAAAAGUCGUGGAGCGGUUUCACUUAGGUCGAAAAGGCCUCGAGACCUGCCUGUUAUUGAUCCCAAUUACAUGAGCCAUCCGUAUGAUGUGGAAACUCUGAUCGAAGGAAUCCGAUUUGCAAUAAAAGUGGGAAAUUGCACUUCCCUCACAAAGCGGUUCAAGGCCAAGUUUCACGACAUGAUUGUUCCUGGCUGCGAGGGGAUAGUCUUCAACACCAAUAGAUACUGGGCCUGUUAUAUCAAGCACAUGGCCUCCUCCUUCUGGCAUCCUGCAGGCACUUGCAAGAUGGGGCCUGACACUGAUCCUCUUGCAGUGGUGGACAGUAGACUAAGGGUGAGAGGUGUGAGAGGUCUCCGUGUCAUAGAUGCCUCCAUAAUGCCAGUGGUGGUAUCUGGCAACCCCAAUGCCCCGGUGAUCAUGAUUGGCGAAAAGGGAGCUGACAUGAUCAAAGAAGAUUGGGGCAUGCACGCCCACAUGUAGUUCCUGUUAGAGGCUCAGAUUCUCUUGUAAUUCCGUGUCAUAAUUCCUCCCUUGAGAUGAUCUUGUAAAUUUCUGCUAUGAAUGUUCCUAUGAGUUUUUAAUUUAAGUACAGGUGAAUGAAUGGUUGAUGUUUGUUAAUAAAUAUAAUAACUACA